CGUUGCAUGCGUUUGGUGCAUGCUUUGCAGCCGAUUGGUCUGCGUGCAUUGGGGAGAAUUGGAAGCAAGCUGGUAAAAGGAGCAGAAGAGGGUUGCAAGCGGUUGAAAGAAGGAGCUGAGCAAGGAUGUUUGGGGCGCGUUUCGCGCGCCUGGUUCUUCGCCACUGUUCCUCUGCUCCCUGCCCCAAGCAUGUGGCAACUCCCAAACUGCUCCGAGUUCGGGAAGCGCUGGAAGUCCGAGAGCCGGCAGGGCAGGACAUUAAAGUUCAGGGUUGGGUCCGUUCCGUCCGCUCCCAGAAAGGCGUUCUGUUUGUGCACAUGAACGACGGCUCUUCGUUGGAGAACCUGCAGGUGGUCGCUGACCCAGGAUUGGGACCCAGCGAGCUGACGUUCGGAAGUUCAGUCGAGGUCCAAGGGAAACUGAUAAAAAGUCCUCACAAACGGCAAAAUGUCGAGCUGGCUGCAGAGAACAUUCGUGUGGUGGGACCUUGCGAUAUCCUGGCAUUCCCACUGAAGUACAAAACCCAUCACCCACUGGAUUACCUCAGGCAGUUCCCUCACGUCCGAUGCAGAACCAAUUCCUUGGGCGCCCUCAUGAGACUCCGCAGCGAAGCCACGGCUGCAAUUCACUCCUUUUUCAAGGAUAACGGAUACUUGCAUGUUCACACGCCGAUAAUUACUUCAAACGACUGUGAAGGAGCCGGGGAAAUCUUUCAAGUUGAGCCUGCAAAUGAAGAGAGAGAACCUGGAGAAAAUCCCCAUUUCUUUGAUGUCCCCGCAUUUCUGACAGUCUCUGGCCAACUCCACUUGGAAGUGAUGGCUGGGGCAUUUUCCAAAGUGUACACAUUCGGUCCGACCUUCCGGGCUGACAAUUCUCAAAGCCGCAGGCACUUGGCAGAGUUCUACAUGGUGGAAGCAGAGCUGUCUUUUGCCGAAAGCCUUCAGGAUAUCAUGCAGGCUAUGGAGGACCUUUUCAAGAAAGUGACCGACACAGUUCUGUCCAGUUGCCCUCGCGAUGCUGAGCUUUUUCAUAAACACGUAGCUCCUGGUCACGAGGCAAAGGUGGAACGGAUGCUGAAGAACCAGUUCAUAACGAUGUCCUACACGGAAGCGAUAGAGGUUUUAAAACGAGCUCGCCAUGAAUUCAUUUACAAACCAGAGUGGGGUCGUGACCUUCAGAGUGAGCAUGAGCGAUACCUGGUCCAACACUGUGGCGAGAUCCCCGUAUUUGUGUUCAACUAUCCGUAUGACCUGAAGCCGUUCUAUAUGCGGGACAACGAAGACGGAGCCCAACAUACAGUGGCGGCAGUUGACCUCCUUGUACCAGGAGUCGGGGAACUUUGCGGAGGCAGCCUGAGGGAAGACCGACCCGAUUUCCUACAGUCCCGCCUACAGAGGCUGGGGCUUGAAGACACCUACCAAUGGUACAUAGACCUGCGUCGAUUCGGAUCGACCCCUCAUGGUGGAUUUGGAAUGGGAUUUGAGCGGUACCUCCGUUGCAUCUUGGGAGUCGAGAACAUCAAAGACGUCAUUCCCUUCCCACGGUUUUCGCACUCGUGCAUUUUGUAGCCUUUCCCGAAGAUGCCACUGCCGCUCGUUUUUACGGAUCCAUGCCCUGCUGCCCUGGCGACAAAACUGCAACGAUGUCUGGAAAAAUAUAGAGACAACGCUCUCCCCGUCCCCAUUUUUAGCAUUGGAUUUGGAUAAUACUAUGGAAAACUUCGCACCGAAGACAUUUGAAACUGAGGAUAGUUUUGUAUUAUUGCGUUGUUUUUAAAUCCGCAGAGCACUUUGCAUCGUAGGACUCACUGACUGUUUUGGGGGCGGGGAGGGGAGAGGACAGUUGUCUCGUCUUUGGCCAUAACUAGAACGAACAAGAUUAAACUUUCACCAGGUGUCCAUUCGUCUGCGAGAAGCGUUUGGGCGGACCGGGAAGCUCUCCACGAGGCGAGAUAAGAAGCAACACACCGCGAAGGUUGCGAGAGAGAUGCCAGCCGUUUCUCAAACAUGGUGCCGUCAAGAAUUUGUUGGGCUCAAAGUCCCAUCUUCCCUGACCAUUUGCUAUGCUGGCGGGGGCCGAUGGCAGCUGGGAGACGAACCACUAUUAGUGGUCCCCCGUACCUUGGGUGUGCUACUCGUAUUCAGCAGGGACUGUGUCCAAUUCUGUGCUGAUAUUGUACCAGUUCCCCUUCUGGCGCCUAGCGAAGAGCUUUUUAUUUUAAGAACGGUGUUCCUUCUCUUCUGGUUUUGCGGUUAGUUUUAGCUGAAUUUAUCUUUAAUUUUUCAGUUUUUGCGGUACAGGGGAAUCUCCACUUAACGCGGGGGCUCUGUUCCUGGCCACCCCGUGCAUCAGUGGGACGCUCACAAGUCGGUUCCUCCCCUGCUCCCUUUCAGUGCCCAGAAUGGCACAUGCGCCUGCUAUU
Messenger RNA from Lacerta agilis (Sand lizard), 2422 nucleotides. RefSeq names its product asparaginyl-tRNA synthetase 2, mitochondrial (gene NARS2). Gene Ontology annotation, cellular component: mitochondrion. The coding region runs from base 126 to 1568 and encodes 480 amino acids. The record is from RefSeq and is a predicted model, not a curated record. Gene Ontology annotation, biological process: asparaginyl-tRNA aminoacylation. The transcript has 15 exons. Gene Ontology annotation, molecular function: nucleic acid binding; ATP binding; asparagine-tRNA ligase activity. NCBI's taxonomy places the organism in Eukaryota, Metazoa, Chordata, Lepidosauria, Squamata, Lacertidae.